This is a messenger RNA of Colletotrichum chrysophilum, 1299 nucleotides long. RefSeq lists its product as uncharacterized. Bases 1 to 1299 code for a protein of 432 amino acids. Gene Ontology annotation, molecular function: protein serine/threonine kinase activity; ATP binding. The record is from RefSeq and is a predicted model, not a curated record. The transcript has 2 exons. NCBI's taxonomy places the organism in Eukaryota, Fungi, Ascomycota, Sordariomycetes, Glomerellales, Glomerellaceae. Gene Ontology annotation, cellular component: cytoplasm. Gene Ontology annotation, biological process: protein phosphorylation.
AUGGACGACCCAGACCACCCCCAGCCGACCUUCCAGCUCGUCAAGAAAGUCCAGGGCAACAUCUGGCUGGCGAGGAGGCUCGCACAGCACCUGGGAUAUGCCGACGGCGAGGAGUUCGUUGCCCGCAAGGUUGACGACUUUGACGAAUACUAUGACGCUGGGAAAUACGCCGCCGGCUUCACCACCAAGAGGCAGCGAGAGGUCAAGGGCUUGAUGGACCUGCUGUACGACUGCAACAUCGGGCGCAACAUUGCACACAUCUUCAACCACGAAAACAUCAUCUCGCUGGCGGGCUACCUGCGUCAGAAGCCCUUCCACUCGCAGGUGGACGCCACCGAAGACUACCUCGUCUGGGACAUUUGCGAUGCCGGCACGCUAGAGCUCCUCUUCGAGGACCGGACGUUCGAGAAAGAGCCCGGCUGCCACAUGCCCGAGUCGCUCUGCUGGCACGUCCUCACGUCCAUCAUGCGCGCUCUCGUCUGGCUCCACGACGGCUGUCGCCAUGAGAUUGAUUGGGUUACGGGCCAAGGGCACUGGGAGCAUGAAGACUUGGACUGGAUGCCCAUUCUUCACCGCGGCAUCAACGGCAAGAGUAUCUUCUUCCAACACCCGCGCGGCGACGAGACGUACGGCGUCUGCAAGCUGGGCAAGUUUGGCACUGCGUAUGUGUCUGGUGCUCCGGCACGUCGCAAUAGGAAGAUCAACGAUGACAGCAAACCUUUUCCCAACUCCGAUGGACGGGCCGUGGCGCCCUUUGAUGACGAGCACAUGAGCUUGCCCGAGAUGAAGAAGCAGUGGAGAGAAUACAUCAUGAAAGGCGACCUGGCCAAACGCCUGUACACUAUCAGCGACGACCAUUGGGCCCUCGGCGCCGUCCUCUUCCGCAUGAUGCUCGGCUUCCCCCUCCCCUCGCUCGACGGGUGCGAUACCUGCGACUGCGUUCACAUCCGCCGAUGCCAGGACAUCCAAUGCAUCGGAACGAACCGCCACGUUGGCCGCGGCUGCGAGCGCGUCAACUUCCGGGGCUGUGAAUGCACUCACCAGUGCGAUGAGCGCGCAGAUGUCCACAUCGACGAGACACUCAUGCAAGUCGGAUACUCUCAGCACCUCAAGCUCGCCGUGCGGCUCCUCUUGAACUACGACCUGGUCAGCCCGGCUGCCGAGUCGCGGACGCUCUGCGACGAGAUCCAGAAGCUGUACUGCGAGUGGCGGGUGAAGACGGAGGACGGGCGGGAGUACGUGGACGUCAUGGACGACCUCCGCAGGCGCUUCAUCUCGUUGAACGCUCCGAAGGCGUAG